CGGCAUCGCAAACUCAAACUGCGAAGAUCUUCCACGUGUGGUGCACUUAUGAGGACUCAAAGUGCUAAACUUAAUCGCAAACGGAAAAGGAUUUAACCAUGGAAAACCUCCAGGAUAAGAUCUUAAACCUUGUUAGGAGCAUUUGUUUAAAAAAGGAAGAAAUACAGGCUAUAGAAGGUACUUCACCUGAUGUUGAAUUUUUAUUGAUGGAAUCUCUAAAGUUGGAGGAAAACAAAAGGUACGGGGAGUGUGUGGAUACUCUUCAAGUAGUACUGGAUGUCACCUGGGAAGAACUAAACACUGGACAUUGGAGUUUGGUGCCUGACUUUCAGCGAGCCAUUUACUCCGUCACAAGUCUGCUAAAGGUAAUAGCACUAGCGCAACAAGCCAUAACGUCUUCUGAUGAUUGUCAGACGUCUUUGCUACAACAGGCUAUCAAAACAGCGGACAUGGGGUUGUUGCUGGGCAUUUCACACAGAGAACAGCUGACUAAAGCUGCAAAAAUCUUGUCUGAAGCUGUUACGCAGUUUCAACUUCCUGUAAGCGGUGCAAGAACAAGUAAGGAUAGAAACACUCCUGAGCUGAAAGUCCCAGCUGUUGAAAUCCCUAUACUUCACAGCCCAUCACUCGAAACAUUUUCAUCACAGCAUUUUUAUCCUCGUAAACCAGUUAAAAUUUCAGGUUGUAUGACUCACUGGCCAGCACUAAGGCUGUGGGAAGACCUGCAGUACCUACUGACUGUUGCUGGUAGUCGCACAGUGCCUGUGGAGCUAGGCUCUAACUAUGCACAGUCAGACUGGUCCCAGCGUCUCAUGACUCUCAGAGAGUUUAUCAGUCUCUACAUCACCAACCCGACAAGUGAUAGCAAGGAUAUCGGCUACCUGGCUCAACAUCAACUUUUCGACCAGGUACCAGAGUUGAGGAAGGAUAUAUUUGUUCCGGACUACUGCGCCUGCAGUGAAGAGGAGGGUGAAGUGGACAUCAACGCUUGGUUUGGACCACCUGGAACUCUAUCACCUCUACACCAUGACCCAAAACACAACCUACUGUGUCAAGUGGUGGGCCACAAGAGGGUGGUUCUCUACUCCCCCUCCGACACUGACUGUCUCUACCCUCACGAGGGCCGGCUACUUUCCAACACUGCAAGGGUAGAUCCUGAAGCUCCUGAUUACAAAUUGUACCCAAAGUACAGGAAUACUCAAGCUAUCACUUGUCAGCUAAAUCCAGGAGAUAUGCUGUAUAUUCCACCUACUUGGUGGCACCAUGUGAGGGCCUUGGACCUCAGUUUUUCCGUCAGUUUCUGGUGGACUUGACAUUAAAAAUAUUCUUUUACUUCGAUUUUUGUUGUAUUAUUUGAAUUUAUGGUUUCUACUCUAUAUGAUUCCCAAUUUAAUGUAUAUAAUGUG
Macrosteles quadrilineatus (aster leafhopper) is the source of this 1406-nucleotide messenger RNA. RefSeq names its product bifunctional peptidase and arginyl-hydroxylase JMJD5-like. Gene Ontology annotation, molecular function: histone H3K36 demethylase activity. Lineage: Eukaryota; Metazoa; Arthropoda; Insecta; Hemiptera; Cicadellidae. Gene Ontology annotation, cellular component: nucleus. The coding region runs from base 99 to 1313 and encodes 404 amino acids. The transcript is spliced from 9 exons. The record is from RefSeq and is a predicted model, not a curated record.